CCCCGUGUCACGACGUUUUCCGAUACAGCACGUCCACGACGUUAUAUCCUCAGGGAGAGGGAAUCUCCAGAAAUAGAAAGAGGAGUGCCGCUGGUCAAGAAACGCUGGUCGAUUGCCAUCGCGUGUACUAUCGCUGGUGUAUCUGCAUGGACGCUGUUCUGGACAUAUAUCACGAAUAAGGAGAAAAUUUCCAGCUCGAUUGUACAGGAACUUAUACAUUUGCUUCGAAAUGAUCACUGGGUGAAGAUAAUUUUCGGUGAUGGGAUUGUCGCUGAAACUAAGUGGUGGCUCAAUGAACAUCCUAGGAUUUGUGGAUCGGUUGAUAUUCCCCAGGGAUACGUUGAUCUUAGCUUUAGGGUCGAGGGAAAUAACGGUUCAGAGACUGUGUACUUUACUAGUAUGCGGAGAGAUGAGACACAACCUUUUGAAAUAUUAAGGUUCAAACUCGUAGCAGAUGACGGUACAAUAUGUAAAGUCGACUCAGAGAAUUCUUAA
Molecule: messenger RNA, 495 nt
Organism: Desarmillaria tabescens
Lineage: Eukaryota; Fungi; Basidiomycota; Agaricomycetes; Agaricales; Physalacriaceae
Product: cytochrome oxidase complex assembly protein 1-domain-containing protein
Exons: 5
Biological process (GO): mitochondrial respiratory chain complex IV assembly
Cellular component (GO): mitochondrial inner membrane
Source: RefSeq, a predicted model, not a curated record